AGGGCCUGCAGUUUAACCAUGUGAUUCAUGCCCAAAGAUCAGCAACUAGAAGGCAGAACAAGCAGCAGGGGUCAUGAGCAGCAGGAGACCACAAAAAGGGUUUUGGAAGUACUACCUGGAAAUAAGCGCUCUUCUCUCCUGCUGGGAUUUCUUUCUAGCCAAGGACUCUUCCCAGGUUACAGCUGGGCAGCCAGUGUGAGUUGUUAAAACAUCUUUUUGCUAACAGCAUGGAUUGGGACACACAACUCAGCUCUCUCUUGACUGCAGCAGACAGCAACAUGGCAAAAAUUAAGCAACGUCUGAACACUGCCAGCAUCUCUUCCAAAGCUGAUCUCUUGCUAGACAGAAUAAAUACUGAGAGUGCUGUUCUGACUGAGCCACAGACUGGACCAUCACCCCUGCAUUUCACAUGUGGAGCUCACUCAUGCUGUAGAAUGGCUGCUGAGGAGCUUUCUGCCAUCAGCAAGCAAUUGCAUUCCCAAGCCCAGGUCAUAGAGUCCCUCACCCAGGCAGUACAUCGGCUAAAACAGGAGAAGGAACUGCAGCAGCAAAGCAUCAGCCACCUAGAGGAGGAGGUGGAUCGACUGCAGCACAGUUCUCACAGCGGCUUAGACUCAGUGCUGGGAGUCAGGAUGGAAGGGCUGAAGACUGAGUUCCGUAGCCUUCGGCAGCAAGUGUUUCAGCAGUCAGAUGGUGACUGUACUCCUGAUCCUUUUUCCAACCCUGGCAUCAUGCAAGAUAUGAGGGAGAGUAAGAAAAUCUUGUGGCAAGAAUAUAAGUGCAUCAGAAGAGAGAUGGAACAUCUAAAGCACAAACUAGAUCAACAAGAGGAUGAUCUGUUCCACCAAGUGUCUGCAACUGAUGAGAUAAAGAAGACUCAAAGAAGAUACUGUCAGAUGCUGGAAGAUCUGACGGACAGUCAUAAAGCUCAGUCUAAGGAUUUGGACAAAGCUAGGAAUGAGACCCAGAGCACUCAGAAGGAACUUAGUCAUGUCAAAACUACAGUUACUGACCUAAAAGAACAGGUGAAAGGUCUGCACUUGGAGGAUGAAUUCUACGCUCAUCCACUAAGAGACAAAAACCCCCAUCUAAGGAAAAAAAGAGUUUUGCUGCAUGAUGCUACCUUGUCAUCCCUUCUCAGUGACGAUUCAGCCUCUGAGUUCAGUCUCACAGAUGUCAGCUCAGAUGAACUCUUUAGUGAACCAGAGAUUGCACAACUUGCUGAUGACAAGAUUUCUAUACCAGGCUUGAAGCUGGAAAAGAACACCCCUGGAGGGGCAGCUGGUGGCACGCUGGAUGCAGAAGACCUCAGCAGUGAGCUGACUGACACUCCUCCUGAGCUCAACUCGAGUGACCUUUAAAACUUCACCUAAGGAUUGCCUCAUUCUUUCUAAUGAGAAAACAAAUUAAAGAGCAGAGAAACAUAUGUACUGUU
Lacerta agilis (Sand lizard) is the source of this 1435-nucleotide messenger RNA. RefSeq lists its product as uncharacterized. Bases 228 to 1361 code for a protein of 377 amino acids. The record is from RefSeq and is a predicted model, not a curated record. The transcript is spliced from 12 exons. NCBI's taxonomy places the organism in Eukaryota, Metazoa, Chordata, Lepidosauria, Squamata, Lacertidae.